Heterobasidion irregulare TC 32-1 is the source of this 1101-nucleotide messenger RNA. RefSeq lists its product as uncharacterized. Lineage: Eukaryota; Fungi; Basidiomycota; Agaricomycetes; Russulales; Bondarzewiaceae. The transcript has 4 exons. The record is from RefSeq and is a predicted model, not a curated record. The coding region runs from base 27 to 902 and encodes 291 amino acids.
CCUCGUCUCCUACCGAUUGCAACACUAUGACCAACUACAUUGUACCGGCAUCAAUUUUCGCUCUUGUCCUUGCCAUCUUCCCUCGCCUUCGAAAAUUCGUCUUCACUCGCUCGAACACAAUUGUCAGUCACCACGAAAAAACUCAUGUCAAUCCAGACGAAGGACUGUUCUCCAGAGCGCAGGUCGACGAACGCUUCGGGGAAGGAUCGUGGCAGCGCGCAGCCUACGACAACUACACCAAUGUUAUAUUGAACGAGGAGCUUGUCUUUCCGUGCAUCUACGCGACGAAGGGGUUCAAGACAGAUGAUCAACUCUACAUGUUCAUUGAUUCUGACGACCUCUCAGACCCUCGCCACAUUCGCCACCUUGUCGCUAAUCUUCAAGUUUACCUUCCUCAGUCUCGCGCCCUCGGCCCCAACACAUCCCUCGUCCUCCUCGCCAAGAUUAACGACAACCCCCGCUCGAUCGAGGAAUACAACGAUCUAUUCUGGAAAAUGCUCGACGGUGCUGCCCAGCGCGACAUCAAACCCUGGCCAAACAGCAUCCCCCGCGACAUGGACACUGACAAGUGGUGUUUCUGCUUUGGCGGAGAGCCGUUUUUCACUGUCAUACAGACGCCCGCCCAUCAGAUCCGUCGGUCACGCCACGCCAGGGGCGUCACCAUUGUCUUCCAACCCAAAUGGAUUUUCGACAUUCUCUUCAGCACCCCCGCGAAGCGCGUGGGCGCGCUAGCCAAGGUCCGCGCGCUCCUGGCGAAGUAUGAUCCGAUCCCUGUCAGCCCUGAGUUGAAGGACUAUGGAGCCAGUGGAUCGAGAGAGGCGCAGCAGUAUUUCCUACUUGACGAGAACAUCCCAGCCCCGUAUCCAUACAAAAUGCUGUCUUCCCCAAAAGUCCUUGCCUAGCAGCCCGUGCGUCGUGACAUUAUUGUCAAGUGCCCCUUGUGAUGCACGGAGUCGGAACUUAUGAUGACCCAUCCUGUUCAUACCAAUACCGUUUGAUCUUGUUUGAUUUAUACUGUGUCACAAUGACGGUUGUUGUAUAUGUAAAUCAUUGUCGCUGGCUUUAAAAAAUGUGGGGCAGGUGUUCUCAUGUGUACCGCUC